Messenger RNA from Racocetra fulgida, 120 nucleotides. Lineage: Eukaryota; Fungi; Glomeromycota; Glomeromycetes; Diversisporales; Gigasporaceae. The record is from the annotation of a GenBank genome assembly.
AUGAUUAAGUAUGAUCAUGAAAAUCUUAAGGCAAGACGUGGUAAGCAAAAGAAGUGGAACUAUUCCGUAUCCGUAUCUCACAUUGCUACUAAAAUAAUUAGCAUAACUAAUAAACUUUGA